This is a messenger RNA of Enterobius vermicularis (human pinworm), 936 nucleotides long. The record is from the annotation of a GenBank genome assembly. Lineage: Eukaryota; Metazoa; Nematoda; Chromadorea; Rhabditida; Oxyuridae.
AUGCUGACAAUGGUUGGUGUCAAAGUAGAACUGUCAUCUACAGAAGAAGAAUUAUUGAACGUUUUGGGUAAAAAUGUCGAUGGGAUCUCCAACGACGAACUUAUGAAACAAACUGCGGACAUGGAUAGUAAAGCCCGUGGAGACGCUGUUAAUAAACUUUUGGCUCUGGGGAAAAUUGAGAUGUUACCUGGUACAUCAAUCGGCUCCUUUUCACUUCGCUUAAGGCACACUACUGAAAUUCCUGGUCUUUCUGCAGAGGAGCAACUGGUUUAUUCGGUAAUAGAAGAGACUGGAAAGAUGGGAAUAGCUCUUCGGGAAAUAAGAACUAAAACUGGACUCACUCAGUUACAGAUAAAGAGGGCUUUGAACGCAGUUGAAAAUAGGAAACUCGUGAAGUCUGUAAAAGUGAUUACACCAAGGUCCAACUUUCAGGCCGUAGGCUCUUCUGCAAGAGCUGCUAAGAAGUAUAUGCUUUAUGAGGUUGAAGCUGACGAGUCUUUAACAGGUGGUACAUUUUAUUCGGACCAGCAGCUUGACUCUCAGUUUGUGGAGACUUUGGUUCACGUUUGUGUUGCCAUGCUCCAGAGUAAGCGGAAAAUGGCUGAAGAAAAUCACAAGAAUGAUCCAUUAGCUGCAAAAGAGUUCUCCUAUGUACGAUCAUCCGAAGUGGCAAGUUUUGUUGCUGAGAAAGGAGUAUGUCGUGUGCACUUGUCACUUAAAGACAUAGAAAGGAUUCUGGAAAUAGCAGCGCUAGAUAACUCCGUUGAACGCCGAGCAGAUGGCCUUUAUAGGGCAACAAAUUGUUCUUGUUCUGUUCGGUCGGCAGUGGCUUUAGUGCCCUGCAUACAUUGCCCUGUUGCAAGGGAUUGUAAGUCUGGCUAUAUGAUUUCACCGCAGACGUGCUCUUACUUUAAUGACUGGCUAAAGCAGGUUUGA